This is a messenger RNA of Schizosaccharomyces osmophilus, 624 nucleotides long. It is a transcript of the gene txc1, whose product is annotated as 26S proteasome co-factor Txc1. NCBI's taxonomy places the organism in Eukaryota, Fungi, Ascomycota, Schizosaccharomycetes, Schizosaccharomycetales, Schizosaccharomycetaceae. Gene Ontology annotation, cellular component: nucleus. The transcript is spliced from 2 exons. The coding region runs from base 1 to 624 and encodes 207 amino acids. The record is from RefSeq and is a predicted model, not a curated record.
AUGUCUGGUCGCCAUCACUGCUCAGCAGAUUGUGAUGACCAUCCUUUUGAAUCCGGCCCCAACGACACCCUCUACACUUGCAUUGAUAAAGAUGCCAUCGUCGUUUUAAACGAGGCCCAACAGGAUACAGGUAAACAAAUAUUCAAACCUUGGGACCAGCGCUUCGAUGACUCUCUCAUUGUCGAAAGCGACGUCGACGAUCAACUUUUGUUUCACAUCCCCUUUACCGGUUCUGCAACCCUCCGUUCUUUGCUCGUACGCAUUUUUCCCGAUUCCUCCGCUCCCCAUUCCGUCUCUUUGUAUCCCAAUCACUCCAAUUUGGAUUUCGGUGCUCUCCAAGACGCAAAGUCCACCGAAUCAUUUGAGUUUCCCCUUUCUUUUUCCGGUAAUCAAAUCUUUGAAUUCCCCGUCAAAACUCGCCUCUACCAAAAUCUGCGCAAUCUAAAUCUCUUCUUCUCCAGAAAUGACGGUUCAGAUGAUCCUAUUCAAAUCGCCUACAUCGGUCUUCGAGGCUCUUUUGUCCCUUUCAAAGGAAACCCCAUCAUCACAAUUUAUGAAUCUGCUCCCAACCCUGCCGACCAUCCUCAGGUGAACCAAGAAGAAGUCUAUCGCUCUAUUUCCUAA